Messenger RNA from Helobdella robusta, 423 nucleotides. RefSeq lists its product as hypothetical. The transcript has a single exon. The coding region runs from base 1 to 423 and encodes 140 amino acids. NCBI's taxonomy places the organism in Eukaryota, Metazoa, Annelida, Clitellata, Rhynchobdellida, Glossiphoniidae. The record is from RefSeq and is a predicted model, not a curated record.
AUGUCGGCAUUCAGUUGGAUAUUUUCAAGCACACAGACACGCAGGAACCGCUGCAACAAGCACGAAAUGUGGUUAGUUGCGAAAAACAGUUCCCUGCUGUCGCCUGAUCUGACGCUGAUCAUUUUACACAUUGCCUUAAGAAAUUUAAGGGUGUUGGGGUCCAUCGGGCCGAGAACCUCGAUACAUAUUAGCAAGAAUUCCAUCAAGGGGAGGGCGUUCCCAUAUUUUUUCAUUUUCUCGUCCGCUGCCCUGGCCGCGGCCAAACCGCAUUCUUUACUUGUCAGGUUUACAUAUCGUUCGGCAAGGGUGCCAGGGACCGUAACAUCCCACGCCAAACAUCUGCCGGCUCUCCAAGGUAUUAGUAUCCGGGCGCCUACCAUCAUGCUCAGAAAAGCCGGAUGGUUCCUUGAGAACCGGGAUUGA